Messenger RNA from Cottoperca gobio, 2595 nucleotides. Its product is annotated as extracellular calcium-sensing receptor-like. Lineage: Eukaryota; Metazoa; Chordata; Actinopteri; Perciformes; Bovichtidae. Gene Ontology annotation, biological process: G protein-coupled receptor signaling pathway. Gene Ontology annotation, cellular component: plasma membrane. Gene Ontology annotation, molecular function: G protein-coupled receptor activity. The record is from RefSeq and is a predicted model, not a curated record.
UUCAAAAGAAGGGGAUCUUACUAUAGGAGGAGUUUUUUCUCUGACUAGUACUCGCACAGUGAUAGAUAAUGGCUAUCAUGCAUUUCCAUAUACAUACUGCACAAAGUGGAAUUCCAGGGAAUUGAAAUUUGCCCGGACAAUGAUUUUUACUGUGGAAGAGAUUAACAGAGAUACUAAACUUCUCCCCGGAGUUAGUCUGGGUUAUAGUCUGUACAACGGCUGUGGGAGUGAAAACCUGAUACGAGCAGCUGUAGAAGCUGUGAAUGGAGAGGAUUCAAAGGGCUGCAGUGGUCGUGUCCAGGCUCUCAUAGGCCAUUCAUCCUCUGGAGUGAGUGAAGACAUAAAUGUCAUACUAAGUGCGCUAUCCAUUCCACAGGUAAGCCAUCUUUCAACCUGUGCUUGUUUGAGUGACAAAAGACUGUACCCCACGUUCUUCAGAACUGUGCCAAGUGACCGCUUCCAAAUCAUCGGCCUGGUGCAGCUUAUGAAAUACUUUGAUUGGCGCUGGGUGGGGAUUAUUUACUCUCGAGGUUUGUACUCAAAAACAGGUACAGCUGAAUUCACUAAGGAAGCAAAGAAAGAGGGCAUAUGUGUUGAAUACACAUUGCCUUUCUCUAAGACAUCUGAAGUCAAGUUGGCUGCUAUUGUAGAGACGCUAAGGGGAUCCUCGUCAAAGGUGAUCCUGUUGUUUUUGUCCUUGUCUUUCAACAAAUCGUUCCUGUCAAAAAUUGAGAAUUAUAACAUAACUGGAAAGCAGUGGCUUGGUGGUGAGUCUUGGAUAACACAAGUAGACCUGGCGUCUGUCAAGAGAAAGAACAUUUUACAGGGGGCAAUGGGCUUUGCCCUCCCUCAGGCAUCCAUACCAGGUCUUGCUGAAUUCUUACUCAGCUUUAAACCUUCGGAUGAACCACAGAGUGCAAUAAUUAAAGCUAUGUGGGAGAUGUUCUUUGACUGCAGCUUCUCUCCAUCAAAUACAUCGACUAUGUGCACUGGCACAGAGGAUCUGAGGACAGUCUCCAGUGACUACACAGACGUGACACAUUUCAGGGCUGAGAAUAAUGUGUACAAAGCUGUGUACUUGGUUGCAUAUGCCCUUCACGCUCUAUUGCAAUGUAAAAAUGGCUCAAAUCCCACCACGGGAAGGCCCUGUGUGAACAAGAAGGAAGUUCAGCCUGAGCUAGUGUUGGAACACAUUAAGCAUGUGAACUUCACGACACAGAACGGGGCUAAAGUUGUCUUUGAUGAAAAUGGAGACUCAGUUGCCCAGUAUGACUUAGUUAACUGGCAGAUAAAAGAAGAUGGCUCUGUGGACAUUGUAAAUAUUGGUCACUAUGAUACCUCUUUACCAAAGGGGGAAGAAUUAAAACUUAAAGACAACACCAACAUAGUUUGGGGAGGAAACAGGAAUCAGGUCCCAAGGUCUGUCUGCAGAGAACCAUGCCCACCAGGGACUCGUAAGGCCACAAACAAGUUUAAGCCUGUGUGCUGCUUUGACUGCUUUGAGUGCCCUGAGGGAACAAUAAGCAAUCAGUCAAAUUCCCCCGACUGUUUGAUCUGUCCUCCUGAAUUAUGGCCAAAUGAAAAGAAAGACAAGUGUCUUCCAAAACCGACUGAAUACCUUUCCUACAAAGAGAUCAUGGGAGCCCUUUUAACUGGAUUUGGCUGCGUUGGCGUAUUGUUAUCUCUUCUGACAGUAAUAAUUUUGUUUAUUCAUAAAGAGACUCCCAUUGUCAGAGCCAACAACUCUGAGCUGAGCUUCCUGCUGCUCUUCUCUUUGAAACUAUGUUUCUUGUGUUCUCUGACCUUCAUCGGCCGGCCCUCUGAGUGGUCCUGCAUGCUGCGACACACAGCAUUCGGCAUCACCUUUGUCCUCUGUAUCUCUUGUGUUCUGGGGAAAACUAUAGUGGUGUUGAUGGCCUUCAGGGCCACACUUCCAGGUAGUAGUGUGAUGAAAUGGUUCGGGCCUGCACAGCAGAGGCUCAGCGUCCUGGUUUUCACCCUCAUUCAAGUUGUGAUUUGUAUUCUUUGGCUGACAAUAAACCCUCCAUUCCCAAAGAAGAACAUGAAGUACUAUAAAGAUAAGAUAAUCUUAGAGUGUGCCCUGGGUUCAGCUGUUGGAUUCUGGGCUGUGUUGGGAUAUAUCGGACUUCUUGCUCUCUUGUGUUUUAUACUUGCUUUUCUUGCUAGAAAGUUGCCAGACAGCUUUAAUGAAGCUAAACUGAUCACCUUCAGCAUGCUGAUAUUCUCUGCAGUGUGGAUCACAUUUAUCCCAGCAUAUGUCAGCUCUCCUGGGAAGUUCACUGUGGCUGUGGAGAUAUUUGCCAUUCUGGCUUCUAGUUUUGGUUUGCUGGUGUGCAUUUUCUUCCCAAAAUGUUAUAUUAUUAUCUUCAGGCCAGAGCGAAACACAAAAAAACAUGUGAUGGGGAAAAUACCAGCAAUAACUCUUUAAUCUGUAUCUAAUAAAAGUGUCCUCCAAAACAAAUAUCCUUAGAGUAACAACAAAUAAACCAACACUAUUGCAUUGUAAGAUAUUGUAGAAACACAAGACAUUGAAAUUCACUUGUUGUGUUGUUUUGAUUAAAUUUAAUCCACUGA